Molecule: messenger RNA, 2646 nt
Organism: Culicoides brevitarsis
Lineage: Eukaryota; Metazoa; Arthropoda; Insecta; Diptera; Ceratopogonidae
Gene: Cbp80
Product: nuclear cap-binding protein subunit 1
Exons: 9
Coding region: 98-2509 (803 amino acids)
Biological process (GO): mRNA export from nucleus; nuclear-transcribed mRNA catabolic process, nonsense-mediated decay
Cellular component (GO): nucleus; nuclear cap binding complex
Molecular function (GO): protein binding; mRNA binding; RNA cap binding
Source: RefSeq, a predicted model, not a curated record
UUAUUAGUUACGCGGUGGUAAAAUUCAAUUCGAUGAAAUCAAGUGAAUAUUUUGCCUAAAAUAAAGAAGAUAUACCAAAUUAAAAGAUAUUAAUAUAAUGAAUCGAAGACGGGCAUAUGACGAUGACGAUGGAUAUGAGCGCGGUCGUAAGCGUCGUCGAGUAUCGGAAAAUCAGGAGAUUGAGGACCGCCUGGAGUCGCUCAUUCUGCGAGUAGGGGAGAAAAGCACAUCUUCAUUAGAAUCCAACUUGGAAGGCUUGGUAUCGGUAUUAGAAGCGGAUUUAGGAACGUUCCGGUCAAAAAUUUUACGUAUAUUGUCGGAUUGUGCUAUUAAAAUGCCAGAAAAAUGCACAAUAUACACAACAUUAGUGGGUCUUUUGAACGCAAAGAAUUACAAUUUUGGCGGAGAGUUUGUAGAUCAUAUGGUCAAAACAUUCAAAGAAAGCUUAAAAUCCUGCAAGUGGGACGCCGCUCGAUUUUCUUUGAGAUUUCUUGCAGAUUUAGUGAAUUGUCACGUAAUCUCGGCAUCAUCACUGUUGCAACUUCUCGACAAUAUGAUUGACACGGCAAAUGAUGAUACAGUACCACAAGUUCGCCGGGAUUGGUAUGUGUUUGCGGUUCUUUCGACUUUACCGUGGGUCGGACGUGAUUUAUAUGAAAAAAAAGAAGCUGCAUUGGAAAAUUUGUUAGUGCGCAUUGAGGUUUUCUUAAAUAAACGCACAAAGAAGCAUCACAAUGCAUUAAGAGUGUGGUCCGUCGACGCCCCGCAUCCUCAAGAAGAGUAUUUGGACUGUUUGUGGGCACAAAUACGAAAACUCCGUCAAGAUAAUUGGGCAGAAAAGCACAUACCUCGCCCAUACUUGACCUUUGACUCUGUGUUAUGUGAAGCUUUGCAACACAAUUUGCCAGCAAUUGUUCCACCGCCACACCAUGAAUCUUACUCGUAUCCAAUGCCAUGGGUUGUUUAUCGCAUGUUUGAUUAUACUGAUUGUCCCGAUGGUCCUAUACUGCCAGGAGCUCAUUCAAUUGAGCGGUUUUUAAUCGAGGAACAUUUACAUUCGAUCAUUCAAAAUCAUCAUAAAGAGCGUAAAGAUUGUGCAGCUCAUUUGCUCAACUUCCCUUACAAAAGUAAAAUUCCUCUGGAAUAUUGUAUUGUAGAAGUUAUAUUUGGGGAACUAUUCCAUAUGCCAACGCCUCGCUACUUGGAUAUUUGUUAUGGCUCGAUUCUCAUAGAACUGUGUAAACUUCAACCAUCGACUAUGCCUCAAGUGCUAGCACAAGCUACUGAGAUCCUUUUUAUGCGAAUUGAUUCAAUGAACACAUCGUGUUUUGACCGCUUUGUUAACUGGUUCUCAUAUCACUUAAGUAACUUCCAGUUUAGAUGGUCUUGGGAUGAUUGGGAUAGCUGUUUGCUUUUAGAACCAGAACAUCCACGUCCCAAAUUUAUUCAAGAAGUUUUACACAAAUCUUUAAGACUUUCGUAUCACCAGCGUAUUAAAGAAAUGAUGCCAGAAGCGUAUUCCAGAUUAAUACCGCCAGAACCAAAGCCAGACUACAAAUACAUGCAUGAAGGAGCCGCCUCAUUGCCAGGUACUGCAACUGCUCAUAAGCUUGUGGUCGCUAUUCGUCAAAAAUGUACGGCCGAAGAUGUUUUGCGUGAAUUGGAGGACCUUCCUAAUCCAUUAUCGCGUGAUAUGGACACUGGUGACUCAUCUUUCAACCCAUUAAAGAUUGAAGUAUUUGUACAGACCCUUCUCAACUUGGCAUCAAAGAGUUUCUCACACGCAUUUGCGGCAAUCUCAAAAUUUCAUUAUGUAUUUAAGAUGUUAGCGGAUUCUGAUGGCGCUCAGCAAUGUAUCUUGGAUAAUGUAUUUGAACUAUUUCAUGACCACCAACAAAUGGUGGUAGUUAUUGUUGACAAGUUGCUAAAGACUCAAAUUGUCGAAUGUUCUACAGUUGCAACAUGGGUCUUUUCAAAAAAGAUGGGGCCGGAAUUCACAAAAAUGUAUUUGUGGGAAAUUCUGCAUUUAACUAUUAAAAAGAUGAAUAAGCAUGUUGUUAAACUAGCACAAGAGCUCCAAGAGUCAAAAGAAAAACUAGCUCACACUGCUGAAUCUUCGUCAAGCGAAACUGACGAAGAUGGUGGAGGAGUAAGUGUAGGACGAAAACGAAAAAUAGGAGAUAGUGGAGAGAAACCAACUGAAGAUAUGCUCGAACGAGCCGAAGAAAAACUCGAUGCUGCUUAUGUUGACCAAAAAAAACUUUUUUUGAUUAUCUUUCAACGUUUUAUCAUGAUCUUAACAGAACAUUUGGUUAAAUGUGACACGGAUGGCCGUGAUCCUGACACAGAUUGGUAUCGAUGGACAAUCGGUCGUCUUCAACAAGUAUUUUUGAUGCAUCACGAACAAGUGCAAAAAUACAGUAGUACCUUGGAAAGUUUGUUGUUUACAUCCGAUUUGGACACCCACAUUUUGGAUGUGUUCCAUCAGUUCGUAGCUCUCACAUCUUAAUGUAAUAACAAAUUAGUAUUUUUUUCACAAGAAAUUAUGUAUUUAUGACAUACAUUUAAUAUAACUAAAUGAAAGUAUGAAAUUGUAUACAAUAAACAUUUAUCAACAAACUUUUUGAGAAAUAUAAAUGAGUAAAA